AUUAGUUGAAAUUUAACUGUCAUUAUGAAGUUUCAAGUCACGACAAUUUUUGUAACAAGUUUGAUAACAAUAGUAAUCAGUCAGUGGGAUCCUCACUUUAUUGGAAAUCGUCAAGGAAUUGUUCAUCUUUUUGAAUGGAAAUGGCUUGACAUUGCUGAUGAGUGUGAGACAUUUUUGGGUCCAAAUAAUUUUGGAGGAGUUCAAACUAGUGUUGCAAAUGAAAAUGUGAUUAUUAGUGGACGUCCAUGGUACGAACGUUAUCAGCCAAUGUCAUUUAAAUUAGAAACACGAUCCGGAAAUGAAAAAGAAUUCAGGGAAAUGGUUGUAAGAUGUAGAAAUGCAGGAAUUAGAAUUUAUGUUGAUGUUGUUGUGAAUCAUAUGGCAGCAUCCCAACCAUCAACGCCUGCUAUUGGUACAGCCGGCUCAGAAGCAUAUCCGAGUGAUCGAUGGUAUCCUGCUGUACCAUUCAAUAAGAGCGAUUUUAAUACUGCCUGUUCAAUUGAAAACUAUAAUGAUCCAAAACAAGUUAGAGAUUGUGAAUUAGCAGGUUUGCCUGAUCUAGACCAAGGAAGAAAAGAUGUUCGAGAUAAGAUAAUUGAAUAUUUGAAUCAUCUUAUUGAUUUAGGUGUUGCAGGCUACAGAAUGGAUGCUUGCAAGCACAUGUGGCCAAAAGACUUGAGAGUAAUUUAUUCAAGAGUAAAACCGCUUAGUAAACAGAAUGGUUUUGUUCAAGGUUCUCGUCCGUUCUUCUUUCAAGAAGUAAUCGAUCUGGGUAAUGAGGCUGUAAAACGUCAAGAAUAUAUUUCUCUUGGGACUGUCACAGAGUUCACCUACUCAACUCAGAUUGGUAUGGUGUUUCGUAAAAUUGAACGAGACUUAUCAGCAUUGAAAAAUUGGGGACCACCUAGUGGAUUCUUACCAUCAAGAUAUAGCUUCGUUUUUGUUUGUAAUCACGAUAAUCAACGUGGUCAUGGCUCUGGAGGAGAUAUGAUUCUAACUUAUAAAGAUAAAGAUCUUUUUAUAAAGGCAUCAGCUUUCAUGCUUGCUCACCCACAUGGAGGAAAUCAUCCACGUUUAAUGAGCAGUUUUUAUUUUGAUGAUCCAAGUCAGGGACCACCACAAAAUUCUAAUGGUGAUAUUAUAUCACGUGAAAUCGAAUCUAAUGGAACUUGUUCGAAUGGAUGGGUUUGUGAACAUCGUUGGCCAGAAAUUGUUAAAAUGGUCAAAUUCCGUGCUAUAACUGACAAAACUGUUGUCAUUGGAUUUACAAAUAUUGCUAAAAACCAAAUUUCUUUCUGUCGUGGACGUAAAGGCUUUGUAGCUAUUAAUAAUUCCGAUCAACCUCUGAGCGCAACUGUCAAUGCAUGUCUACCAAAUGGUGUCUAUUGUGAUGUCAUAAGUGGCGAUAAAGUUGAUGGAAAAUGUACAGGAACAUCUGUAAAUGUCCGAGCCGGCAAAGCACACAUUGAAAUUCCAUCGAGUUCCUUUGGAUUUUUGGCAAUACAUCUUGAAUCCAGAUUGUCUAAAUGAAUUGUUCGUUAAAGAAUAUUAAGAACCAAUAAAUUAUAUUUUUAAAUGCAUCACAUAAAUCGAAAGUAUAACAUUGAGGUCAUUGUGCAACUUUAUCAAUAAACAAAUUGUGACUUAAAUAAUUUUGUCACUUACAAAAUCGAUACAUUUUUAAUGCACAGCAACAAAUCUUUUUAA
Chironomus riparius is the source of this 1707-nucleotide messenger RNA. NCBI's taxonomy places the organism in Eukaryota, Metazoa, Arthropoda, Insecta, Diptera, Chironomidae. The record is from the annotation of a GenBank genome assembly.